Messenger RNA from Physcomitrium patens, 4233 nucleotides. RefSeq lists its product as uncharacterized. The record is from RefSeq and is a predicted model, not a curated record. NCBI's taxonomy places the organism in Eukaryota, Viridiplantae, Streptophyta, Bryopsida, Funariales, Funariaceae. Gene Ontology annotation, molecular function: DNA binding; DNA-binding transcription factor activity. Gene Ontology annotation, biological process: regulation of DNA-templated transcription.
UCCGGAAGAGCCAAGCGGAGAUGGUCUGUCUGGACCUGGGAAGUUUGCCCUUGUGCUGUUCCAGCGUGGGAGCUCCGAAACUCUAGAGCUUUCUUCCCGUCUCUCUCACACGAGGGCAUCAUUUGAGAGACCAGGGCACAAGUGCAACAUCACUCAUCCACAAACAGAGUUACAAACAGAUUUCGCGAGAGAGAAAGUGGGAGGAGAGGGAGAGAGCGGUGUGCGAUCUAUUUUUCUUCUUUCAAUUUUACGUUUCUUUAUCGGGUUUAUUUGGAUUGUUUGUUUUGUGUGUGGAGAUUGUGCGUUAGUUGGGCUGGGUUUGUUUGCACCUUCCAAGAUGGCCACCAAGUGGCACAUCUCCUCGCAGCUAUGGACCUCCUGGCCUGCCUCAUCUGCAUCCUCUAAGCGCCUCAAGCAGCGCUGAUCAAGUCAACAUUUCUGUUAUCUUUUUGUUUUGUCUUAUUUUGUUUUGUUUUGUUUUUUGAAUUUUGCCUUCUCUCUCUCCUCCUCCUGUGAACCAGUUGUAGUUUGUGCGGUAGCUUGUAGUUUUCCUAGGGUUGGCAAGGUUGACUUUGCACCCGCGCGUAUGUGAAGGAUUGGAGUGGAACCUGUGUAGUGCUUUGAGCGGGGGCUAUCGUUUCAGGGAGCGCUGCGCCGAAAUGCCAAAGUGAUGUUUCUUGACGGCGAAGUAAGUAGAUCGAUGAUGGAAUUGUUGAAGACAGGUAGGUAGUGAGGUGGAGGGAAAGCGUUUCAAGAGCUGUAUUCUGGCCGUUUUGUGGCUCUUUUGCGAAUGCAGUGCCUGCUACCAAGGGUGCAGCAUCCCAAGUAUCCACUGGUGAUCCGUGGCGGUGGCGGCAUAGGAGACGUAGCACGAGGAAGUGGUGGUGAUGGUGGACUGCACAAAGAGAAGCCCUUCUGGAGUGGUGCGGUAACCCUUAGAGCAGCCGAGGAUAGUGGUUCGAGGAUUUUUAUUUAUUUAUUUGUUAUUUUUUUUAAUGUGUGUAGGCGGUGGUUUGUCUCUGGCAAUCCUGAAGCUUGAGGAAGCCAACGCUGUUUAGUUGCUUGGGUCCCCGCUCCCCUCCCUUUUUUGAUUUUAUCAGAGGAACUUGCACUCUGUAUUCUCCCCAUCUUUCCCUUGGGGAUCUCUGUAAGCUCUCAUUUUGCACACGUACGAGUUGUUCUUUGGCCCCUCUGUACUUUUCAGUCGAGAUUACAGGUAGAGUUUAUGUCCCAGGAGCAUUGGAGACAAUGAGAAGAAUGCGAUUUCUCUGACAUCUUGAAAUCUUGAAGAGCCAAGGAGAAUCGCUCUAUUCAACAGUUUUUCAGAAAGGACAAGUAAUCUCGGGAUCGUCUUUCAAGAGGUUUCAGUUUCUUCCUAUGGGUGCCCAAGGUGAAGUCAAGUAUUCGAAUGACUGAUCAGGUCCUCAGUAUUUUGAAGGCACAAGCAGAUGUGCGAAGAGAUUUGCCUUCUUAGAGAAUUGACGCUGGACCACUUUUGUUGGUAACGUUGUUUUCAAUAUAGUUGUGUCGCCAGCUACCAUUAUCACUCAGAAGGAAGUUCCCCAGGAUCUUAUUGGCUGAGUACAUCACCUUGGUUCGUGUUUCUUGAUCUCCGCUGAUAGAAGCCCUUCACUAGGACGGUGAGUUUGGAGAAUAAAAACGACGACGACGACUAAUAAUCGAAGCAUAUAUGUCUUCCGACAAUCUUAGUGAAAGACGCGAAGGUUUGCUACUUCCUUCAGCGAAUCCAAAGUUUUGUCAGGGAGUGGGUAGGUGGAUUUUGCAGGAUCAAGCAGUGUCUGACUUUGUUUACCAGAGGCUGCCUUUAGGAGGUGAGGGUGUUGCUCUGGAUGUGGUGGAGCAGGCAAGUAUGCCACACCCUUGUGAUUGGACACUGGGUGUACAACCAGGCUGCCCGAAGGCAUCCGUGGAUCCCCAGAUCAAACUUUUUGGACAGACCAUAGGCGUGGUUUCAAGCCGCGCUGAUGCAGGUGCCGAUGCAGGAGUUCUCAAACCAACGAGUGCUAGUCCGCCGCGAGGCACAGCGCCGUUAUCCAAGCAGGAUGGAGGGGACAGUGUGAUCCUCAGGGAUGAGAACGAAGGUGGAGUUGUCGAGAAUCUCAGAACUGCCAGAAGUAGCAGCAGAGACGAGUUCUUGCAGCCUCUAAAGUCUUCUGAACUAGUUUCAGGGAGUAGAUCUCUUAAUACGGGAGUCUCUCUCGGUCCUAGUGAUAGUGAAGGGGCUCAUUCAGAUGAGCUCAAGGACCAGGGUGAAGUGGAUCACAGUCAAUCUGUGGGUGAUGACAAGCACCUUCAGAAACCUGACAAAGUGGUGUCUUGCCCGCGAUGUGAUAGUCUGGACACGAAAUUCUGUUACUAUAACAAUUACAACAUCAACCAGCCGCGUCAUUUCUGUAAAAACUGCCAACGGUACUGGACUGCUGGAGGCACUUUGCGGAACGUACCGGUGGGAGCCGGGAGGAGGAAGAAUAAACAUGGUGGAAUGCAGCGGGAUUGUCCUGAAGCUUCUGUUAACUGCUCAAUCCAAAGUGACUCCGGCGAUUCUGCCUCCCAGUUGCUGUCCUGCGCUCUUGGAUCACCAACGAGUCAGAAAGCAGGUUCAUCCCUAAAGCAUGCACAGCCCAAAAGACUGGCUGGACAGGGCUCUCCUAUGCGGAGCUCUGGGUUCGGCCAAGACAAUGGGAUAAGCAUUUCACCCCCAUAUUCGCUACAUCAAAAUUCACGCCUUCCUUUCCAGUCGUUCUCGCUCAGCCAAGGAUUUAUGCCUUCAGCUGUAGAAGCGAGUACAGUGGGAAGUUCUGAUUCAGCAUCCAUCAGUUUGGGGCAGAGGCUUGCACGGUGCCCUUCAGGAAAUGGAUUUGACAAAGAUUGCAGUAGAUCCUCACUGAACGGGCAAACGCAGGACACUCAUAGCCUGUUAUCAAAACAAUCUGCUUACAAUUCAUCAGCGUUACAGCUCGAGGCGACUUCUGGUAUGUACAGAUUCGUCCUCCCAUCCAGCAGCAGCGGUUGGGCUGGAAAUGGUGCAUCUGUAGGGUUCCACAGUGGUGAGUGGCCUCAUGGUUAUCAUCUUGAAUUGGGCGGCAAACACCCUAUUUCUCAUUCGUCGCAAGGUGUCUCAUAUUCUACUCCAGAUGUCAGGGCUAGUUUGAAUGCUAUUCAGACGUUGCCCCCAACGUCGUCUUGGAGUCCCACUCUUGUGCAGUCGGGAGCAACACAAUGGGGUGCUGAUGUGGGUCAUGUGCAUAACCCUCCUCAAAUGGCUGCUUCAGUGUGGCCUCGUAGUCAAUCCAUGGUGCCUAGUGCUGCCUCGGUUGGGCAGGCUCCUGUUGCUGCUCCAACAACUCUCGGCAAGCGUGGUUUGCUUGAGGAAGGCAGUUGCGAGUGGCCUUCAAAAUGUCUACGGACAGAUGACUCCAAGAACUUGAAUACGUGGGCAAUGCCUGGGAAGAAUUCAACUGAGGUUAUGAACGGUGGGAACGCCUUGAGUCUUUUUCGCCCAAAGCUAGAGCUUGCCGUAGCUUGUGAAACGAAAGACAGUUUCAUGACUAGGCACCUCACCACUGUGGCCGCAGCAAGGUCAGGACCCUUUCAAGUGACGAUCUGAGUGAACCUUCAGAUGCGCACUGGUGGUUAAUAUCCUGGUGCAUGAUCUUGCUGAUGCCCUUCCAAUUUCUUCUUUGGUUGUUCUUAAAAUGUGGUGUAGUUGACUUCGGACGCUCCUUUGUACGAAGGAGGCUUUCGCUUGUCUUGAUUUCAGCGUAUUUUUUUGAGUGGUAUCUAUGUCGGCAUACCAGGUCACUUCCAGUUUUGACUGUCAUAGUUUUGUUACAAGAUUCCCAUGUUGCCGUUCCCACACAUAGUGCAGUGACUGGAGUAAUGUCGUAGUUAACAUCUCUAUUUGUUUAAAUGAGGCGGCAGCUGUUCACUCAUAUAAUCUGAAGAGAGCGGAUGUUCAGAGCUGUAUGAUCUGCUGACCUUGGAUAUCAGUUUCUUUACGUAUGUUCGGCUUGGUAAUUUGUAAUUUUGUGCCUCCUGAAGGAGGAGCUGAUGCGCAGUCGGGAUACAGGUGGUUUUUGGACCCUUGCGAACUGCAGUAGGAAAGGCAGUUUUAGUCAGUUCCUACGCAAUCACUGUAGAGGCUUCUCGAGGAGACACUGAACAUUGGCAAUACCUUUAUGCAACCUAAAUAUAUACAUAUCUUUAUGGCUA